Molecule: messenger RNA, 678 nt
Organism: Rhipicephalus sanguineus (brown dog tick)
Lineage: Eukaryota; Metazoa; Arthropoda; Arachnida; Ixodida; Ixodidae
Exons: 3
Coding region: 183-593 (136 amino acids)
Source: RefSeq, a predicted model, not a curated record
CCAUGCACAAUACGUCCGAAGCCAAACCAACCCGGACGGACUGCUGCUGCCGCCGCCAUCACAUCAUCACAUCUGUACCAGGGGCUGUGAACGGAUGGCCAAGCGCAUCUGCAACGCACCGGUGCGAAUACGGUUUUAGGUGUUCUCGUGUGCCUGGCAGCGUGUGAGCCGCUUUAUUAAAAAUGUCCAAAAAAAGUAGUGUCACAUGUGUGAAGCCAUCAGACCCUCCGUUCUUAAAGAAGCUUAAGGAGCGCGUCGGCUACAAAGAAGGCCCGUCAAUCGAUACGAAGAGGGAACACCGUCCUGUGGAUGAUGUAGACCCUGACCUCGAUGACGAAAAGCCUGUCGUCGUCGUUCUCAAGGCGGGUGAUUUGACUGCCGAGGAAGCUGAAAUGCACAGUCAAAGAGAAGAUAAUGGACCUUCUGAUGGCAAGAUAAUGUUCAAGAAGCCAACAAAAAGGAAAGAUGCCACCACUCCAACAGAUGGGCAAGCGAAGAGGCUCAAGGAGGUUGACAAGAGCCGCCGCCAGCAAGUGAAUUCAGUCAGAGACAACCGUCUUCUGUCUUUUGGUGAUGAUGAAGACGAGUGCUAAUGGUGCACACAGAUAAAUGCUGGCAUUGCGUGCGUUUGGCCAGCUUUUUUGGUUUACCAGUGUGUGUAAUCAUGAAGGUUGGUCA